UGCUCGUUCUGUCAGGUUUGUGCGCCCGCCCCGCCCGGCUGUGCCGCGAUGUUCCGCGUGCUGCGCCUGGGCCCGCUGCGGCCGCCGGCACUGCUCCGCAGCCCUCUGCCCGCCGCCGCCGCCUUCCGCCCCCCGGGCCUCGAGCCGCGCUUCGGUCGCCCUCUUCUCGGGCCGCCGCCGCCGUGCUGCGUAGCGCUGCGCGCCGCCGCCGGCAGCCCCGCUAAGGAUGCAGGAUCCCCUGGAAAGGCAGCCACGGAUCUCAGUGGUGAAAACAAGAAACUCAACAAAUCUCAGCAGCUGAAACAAGUCUUCAAAGAGUAUGGUGCUGUAGGAGUUUCAUUCCACGUUGGAAUUUCCUUAAUAUCUCUAGGAAUCUUCUACGUGGCUGUGUCAAGUGGUGUGGAUAUGACUCCAGUUCUCCUCAAACUUGGUUUCAGUGAAUCAUCACUGCAAUCUAAAAUGGCUGCUGGUACAAGCACCUUUGUGUUGGCAUAUGCCAUUCACAAGCUGUUUGCUCCGGUACGAAUCAGCAUCACUGUAGUUUCUGUGCCAUUUGUUGUCCGAUACUGCCGGAAGAUUGGUUUCUUCAAAGCUCCUGCUCCAAAGCCAUGAUAAUUUCUUAUUGUUUAUUAUUCUUUUUUUUGAAAUGUUUAAUAUCUGGGUAGCUCUUCAGAUACUCCUUUGGAUUCGUGCUAAUGCUGACCUUCUCUUGCAUUUCUCUUGCUUGUUCUUUCAGGUAAAUGUGACAGCAAAAACUGCUGUCCUUAUCUUCUUUCCCUUUAUAAAAAGCUCUUAAAAUAGUGUCUGGUUUCCACUGCAAGUGGUAAUAUAAAUGCUUGACAAUGUGCAGUCUCUCACAAAAACCAGGCACGCAGUUCUGGGUCUUUAUUUUCUAGAUUUUUGGAUCAUUAAUGUUUUUCAUGCCAAAAUAUAGUUGCAGUUGUAGUUUAUUACUAUGCAGGUGGGAAACAGAGUAAGAUUCCUUUCCUAAUAGUAGAGUACUGUUUUUUCUACGGACCCUGUAAAUAGUUGUGUUGGUAAGUAGGUAUAUUGGGAUCUAAGGUGGUAUGCGAGUGUUUCUUUUGUUACAGAAGGCAAACAUUAUGAUCCCACUCUUGCAAUCCAACACACAUGCCAAGCUAACUUUAGUGAGAGUACCUGUAUGCUCAAUUAUUGCACAGUGAAAAUUGUUUUAGCUGGAAGAGGUGAUGCACCUCUCUGAAAUUACAGCUCCUUUGUGGUGCUUCUCUUUCAAUACUUUGUUUGAAACUAUGCUUUUCUGACCUUCCUAAGGUCUUUUUUUUUUCUUUUCCUUUUAUUUUUAAAUGCUAUACUCAUACUGAGCCUGGUGAAAUCAUUGUGACCAGAAUUACCUCCUAUCUGAAUGUAUUCCAAAGAUAAAGUGAGAGGCAAAGUA
This is a messenger RNA of Numida meleagris (helmeted guineafowl), 1417 nucleotides long. It is a transcript of the gene MIMS2, whose product is annotated as family with sequence similarity 210 member B. The coding region runs from base 49 to 612 and encodes 187 amino acids. NCBI's taxonomy places the organism in Eukaryota, Metazoa, Chordata, Aves, Galliformes, Numididae. The transcript is spliced from 3 exons. The record is from RefSeq and is a predicted model, not a curated record. Gene Ontology annotation, cellular component: mitochondrion.